AUCUUUCGUUGGUUUAUAAGCUUCAAUACGAGUGCCCUCUAGGCUUUGUUGCAUUAGCAAUUUGGUCUUGGAUUCGGGUGGGGAACAGGGAAAGAAAUUUUUUCUGCAGUUUCUUGGGAAGAUUGAACUGGAAAAUGGGAAGGCAACCUUGUUGUGAUAAGGUGGGAUUGAAGCGUGGUCCAUGGACUAUAGAGGAAGACCACAAGCUCAUGAACUUCAUCCUCAAUAACGGCAUUCAUUGUUGGAGGACAGUCCCUAAACUUGCAGGCCUGCUGAGAUGUGGGAAGAGCUGCAGAUUAAGGUGGAUUAAUUACCUGAGGCCAGAUCUCAAGAGGGGUGCUUUCACUGAGAUGGAAGAGAACCAAAUAAUUCAGCUCCAUUCGCGUCUCGGCAACAGGUGGUCUAAGAUCGCUUCGCAUUUCCCCGGUCGCACGGACAAUGAGAUCAAGAACCAUUGGAACACAAGAAUCAAGAAGAAGCUGAAGCAACUUGGGCUGGACCCCAUCACUCACCAGCCAAUUACAGAGGAAGAUCACUGCAAAAAUGGUGAUGAAGUGGACCAAACUAAUUCAUUUAAAGAAGAAGAGGGAGUGCUCUCAAAGGUCAAGCCCAGGGACACCCAAGAACAGCGAGAGCAACCCGAACUGAAAUUCGAGGAAGCAACCGACUUUUUGUUGAACUAUGAAUUGCUGCUGUGUGGCAAUCUUGAUGAGGGAGUUCGAGGGCCGAAUCAAGAACCGGACAGGUCGAUCUUGCAGAGCUCCAAUACAAUUUCCAUAGAGGAUUCUUCCCAGAACCAGUCCAAUUCCAACGGAGAGUCCAAUUGCUCAUCAUCAUCACUGCAAGAACAUAACAAUGGUGGUGGCGUCCAACAAUGGGUUGAUCGUGUGGACUCUAUGCUGUCAUGGGAUGGCUUUGAUUUCUUAGAACAAGAGCUCUUCUUGUUUGAAGAUAGAUUUUGAGCUUUGAUUUGCAAGUUUUCUUUUCAUUUUUCCUCUUUCCCUCCUUUCUUUCUUGAUCGAUACGUGUUUCUAGUUAGCCAAGCCACAAAAUAUGGGUUUCCCUUAAUUUUUUU
Molecule: messenger RNA, 1075 nt
Organism: Rhodamnia argentea
Lineage: Eukaryota; Viridiplantae; Streptophyta; Magnoliopsida; Myrtales; Myrtaceae
Product: myb-related protein 315-like
Exons: 3
Coding region: 135-962 (275 amino acids)
Source: RefSeq, a predicted model, not a curated record